Carcharodon carcharias (great white shark) is the source of this 4458-nucleotide messenger RNA. It is a transcript of the gene ccny, whose product is annotated as cyclin Y. Gene Ontology annotation, molecular function: cyclin-dependent protein serine/threonine kinase activator activity; protein kinase binding. The record is from RefSeq and is a predicted model, not a curated record. The transcript has 10 exons. Gene Ontology annotation, cellular component: plasma membrane; cytoplasmic cyclin-dependent protein kinase holoenzyme complex. Lineage: Eukaryota; Metazoa; Chordata; Chondrichthyes; Lamniformes; Lamnidae. Gene Ontology annotation, biological process: regulation of cyclin-dependent protein serine/threonine kinase activity; regulation of canonical Wnt signaling pathway. The coding region runs from base 519 to 1541 and encodes 340 amino acids.
UGUUGUUACUGUGUGGCUGUAUUGGAGGAUAAGUCACCAUUUCAGACACACACACAGACAUACAGCAACAAUGAUGUGAAGCUCCACCUGAAGAUUGUGUGUGUGCGCUUUGUUUUUGUUUCUACCUUGGACGACGUUUAAACCGUAAACAGUUUGACUUCUAAUUAGUGUUAUUGGGGAUGGGGGAAAAACCCAAUAAUAAUGACUUGGUAUAAACGAUGAAGGAGCUGGAGGGGGAGAUCAGCUGCUGAGCUUUGGCAGAGCUCCCUCCGGUCGGGUCGGUCAGUCUUAGGAGAGAGGGGGAAAGCUCGCCGGUUUCUUUUCCAUGGCUGUGCAGUGCUAGCUCCGGCCGGAUGAGGGUGUAUCUCUGAUUGGACACUGAUUUUUUUUCCCCCCCUCUCCCUGUUAUAUAUUUUUUCCUCUCUCUCUGUCUGUGUUUGUGUGGAAAUCCCACUCCCUUUGGCUCGGUCUGAAUCCGAAAAAUAAAGCAUCCUGCUAUAGAGAGAGAGGGAGAGAGAAUGGGGAAUACCACUUCAUGCUGCGUCUCGUCCAGCCCCAAACUGCGGAGGAACCACGCUCGGCUGGAGACUUACCGCACCGACACCGACAUCAGCCGGGAGGACACGGGCUGUAACCUGCAGCACAUCAGCGACAGGGAGGCGGUGGACGAUUUAAACAUGGAAUUUAACCCCUCGGACCACCCUCGUGCGAGUACGAUGUUCUUGAGCAAGUCUCAGACAGACGUGAGAGAGAAACGGAAAAGCCUCUAUAUAAACCACCAUCCUCCAGGACAAUUGAGAAGGAAAUACAGCUCAUGCUCCACCAUAUUCCUGGAUGAUAGCACUGUCAGCCAGCCAAACCUGAAGUAUACAAUCAAAUGUGUAGCACUUGCAAUAUAUUACCACAUCAGAAACAGAGAUUCAGAUGGACGAAUGUUGUUAGAUAUAUUUGACGAGAAGCUCCACCCGUUGUCAAAAACAGAAAUGCCAGCAGAUUAUGAUCGACAUGAUCCAGAACAGAAACAGAUUUACCGUUUUGUUCGAACGUUAUUCAGUGCAGCCCAGCUCACUGCAGAAUGUGCUAUUGUCACGUUGGUGUACCUUGAAAGAUUAUUAACAUACGCAGAGAUUGACAUCUGCCCCAGCAACUGGAAACGGAUUGUGUUGGGGGCUAUCCUGCUUGCGUCGAAGGUAUGGGACGAUCAAGCUGUUUGGAAUGUGGACUACUGCCAAAUCCUUAAAGAUAUCACAGUGGAAGACAUGAAUGAGCUGGAGCGUCAGUUUCUGGAACUGCUACAGUUCAACAUCAAUGUGCCCUCCAGUGUUUACGCAAAGUAUUACUUCGACCUACGCUCCCUAGCAGAAGCCAACAACCUUAGCUUCCCACUGGAGCCACUCAGCAGGGAAAGAGCGCAGAAGCUAGAGGCACUAUCCCGACUAUGUGAGGACAAGUACAAAGACUUGAGGAAAUCUGCUCGGAAACGCUCAGCCAGUGCAGAUAAUCUGACUGUGAUCAGAUGGUCCCCAGCCAUCAUUCCCUAACAGUGGGCAAUUUUGCUUGAGUACAUUUGCUGUCAUCCAUCCAGAUUUUUUGCCUGGGAGGAGAAAAAGAGACUUUUAAAGACUUUGGCAAGAUGCCUUUACAGUGCCUCCAUCUUGUGUAGCACAGGAAAAUGGAAAAUCUCAUUGGAGAAAAAAGUAUGAAUUUGUGAGAAAGGACUGUCAUAUCUAGCAUUUUCACUGCCUCUAACCCCCUUUAAAAUGGGUUUUAAUAUGGGGGCCACAUAAUUAAUGAAAAAGGGGGUAUGGAGACGGAAAGUUGAGGAGAAAGAGCGUCGUUUUAAGCAGUCGGCCUGUUUGCAGGGAAAAUGCAGAGGCGUGUGGAAAAGUAAGAGGUUUGCUUUCAAUGCGCGUCUGAAGCAAUUUGUGGAGUGGCAGUGUUUUAACUUAAUUUAUUCUGAAUGUGUGACUGGUAAAUUAAUGGCCUGCAGGAACAAAACUUUCACGGGUGUGUAAAGACAAGAGCCAUUCGUGUGAAAUGUCACACGAUGGUCAGCAACAAUCUGCUGUAUUUCAGAAUCCGUUUCAAGGUGUGCUUAAGGUUCUAUUGCUUGCACCAAUACCAAACACAAAGGCAGUUAUCUCCCUAGAGAACCCAAGGCGUUUUCUCAGUCCUGUGAAUAACCACCAUAAGAUGCCCACAACUCUGGCGCACUUGUCUUAUGUGGGUCUUUCACACACACAAAACACACCCUGGUCAGAUGCCCUCGGCAUAUUCCACAAGACACCACACAUUGAUGUUUUUGUCCCAGUGCAUUAUCUUCUUUGUGCUUUUGGUGCAGUAUUCUGUUUAGUUCAGAGGCUGUUAAGCAGCACAAGUUUCCACCCCUCUCCAUAUUAGGGUAGCCACUUCUAUUUUCAUAUUGCUAUUCAUUUUAUGGAUAUAUUCAAAGUUUUAUUUUAUAAUCUGUCAUUUUGUAAUGUGUAGCUUUGACUUUUCACCUUAUAUUAGCAUGCACAUGCAGUCACUAUAGUAAAAUUUGUAUAUAAAUCAAAAAGCAUUCUCAUUCUUAAUCUUAUAGAUCUUUUUGCCUUUUGUACACUUUUCAACAAUGUGUUACAUGACAUGCAAACAGGUUUUUUCAUUGGUCUGCUAUUCACAGAAACAUGAUCUCAAGGGGGUUAGAUGUAGUUGAAUUGCUUUUCUGUUCCGAUGCGCUAUUCAUAGACCUCAACAGUACCCUCUUCUGGAAGUUUUCAGAAUUUCUUUUGUAUGAUUCCUUAAUAAGCAUAUUAUUAUACUUUAUUAUACUACACUUUAGUCUGUCACACUCAAAUCAAGCUUAUUUUUGUGUUAUUAGUACACAAUUUUAGUCAAAAAAGGGUCUAAGAGUUGGACUGUUCAUAAAACAUAAUUUUGUAUUUUGUACUGGACUGAUUGCAAUGUGGGACUCUGAUGGAAACUGAAGCACAGAUAAAACUGCACAUACUAGUUAGUGAAGAGUUUUAACUCCUUUUUAUAGGCAAACACCUUCUUAAUUUCCUUUUUGCGUGAAAUGAACCAUUGAAAACACAAUGUGUGCCCUGUUGAGGGAAAUAAAUAAAAGUAUCUGAGCACUGGGCAAAUUAAUGCCAACAUGUUUGUCAAAGAUAAGCGUGACUCGGAAAUUGCAUUAAUUCUUUUUUUUUUAAUCAGUUCCAUUUUGCUCAUCAGAGGCAAAUUGUUGUGAACCAACUGUAAGAGAUCCCAUAAAAUGAUUAGAGAUGAAAAUUAUUUAACUGCAUUGCUCCAAUGACUCAGAGGGUAAAUGAACUGCACAGUUUAGUACUAAGCCAUACAGACCAGGGAUGGAGUAGUAGUUUGAAUGUUCCAGUUGGCCUCAGUACCCUGGACAAGACAUUUGGCUGCUUCGUGCUUUCCCACAUCCGUUGCUGGGAACUGUGUGGAUGGUGACUGAAGACAGGAUUGGUUCUAGUAGUGACUGCCCAGCCUCAUGUAAAGAAUCACUGUUGGAGUGAUGUGCCGGAAAGCUGCUGGUAUCUGUGGGACCAUUCCCUAGCAAAGGUCAAUGUCGUCGGAAGAAAAGGGGAGCAAAAUUAAGAUUCAACAAAAUGUUAGUUGAGUUAAUUAUUAAAUCAAUACUGAAAAUUCUGAUCUAUUUUGACCAAAAUUUUAAGUCCAGAUUACUAUUUCACACCCUUACUGAUUUAAUCAAUAGUUUAAUUUUUUUGAUACACAAUUUUCCAAGUAUUUUAGGGAGAACGAUCAUCGUGUUAGCAUUACUGCAAGUGAAUUUUAGUGAGAUGAACAUUGAAAUCUGUAAUUAUCUGAGUACAAGUGUACUUUUGUGAAGUUUAUUAAACUUGUCAAAGAUUGUAUAACCUAUUUAUUGUAUGUAUGUACAUACAGUCUGAUGCUUACUUAAAAUGUAAAGUGGUCUCAGUAGAAUCUUGCUCAGUCUGGUUUAGACUGGUGAUUCUUGUUUAGCCUUGUGCACUGGACUCUACCUCUGUAUAGAGAGUUUUCCCCUGAUCUUUGGUUAGUUGGAACAGAUGAAGCUUUUUUUUGUGACAAAUUGAUUAUGUACCUUGAUUAUGUUUCUUGUGCUAAGAAAAUCUACUGUAGCUAUUUUUUCAGUUUGAUUACUAAUAUGUAAAACUGGGAAAAAAGGCUUACAUUGAGCAUUUUAUGUUUCUUUGUAUUAAUGAAAACAACAGUGCUUUGCAUUUUUCUCCCUUUUUGUUCGGUCAACUUUGCCAAAUACAAAACUGUAUCUUUGGAUAAACUGCACAAUACCAAUAGAUGUUCUGGACUGUUUCUCAUUCUCAAACAAGCAGUAAUCUGCCAAAGGGCUGCACCCCGCUUAGAAAUUUGGGUAAACUCUGAUUAUUUCCCAUUGCUUCCCAUUACUGUGACGAUGAAUGACCAUUUUAAUAAAGAUAGGUGCCAAUUUGGUUA